Verruconis gallopava is the source of this 2179-nucleotide messenger RNA. RefSeq names its product 40S ribosomal protein S5. The transcript has 5 exons. The record is from RefSeq and is a predicted model, not a curated record. NCBI's taxonomy places the organism in Eukaryota, Fungi, Ascomycota, Dothideomycetes, Venturiales, Sympoventuriaceae. The coding region runs from base 652 to 1290 and encodes 212 amino acids. Gene Ontology annotation, biological process: ribosomal small subunit assembly; translation. Gene Ontology annotation, cellular component: cytosolic small ribosomal subunit; ribosome. Gene Ontology annotation, molecular function: structural constituent of ribosome; mRNA binding; rRNA binding.
UAACUUUCUUACCGUCGUGUAAUAGCAGCAAGAUCGCCGAGUUCGGUCAUUACAAUGCUCACGAUGGGUUCACAACAGGAAUAAGUACACGAAUGGGUUUCCAAGCUGAACGGUCCUACUUUCCGCCAUAGUUAAGAUUUGAAAUCUUCUCGUAAUGUACCACCACGGCAAAAGCGCAUCUUUGCCACAUCCUGUUGGUCAGGCUAUCUAUCAAUUCGUGCGAUCUUUCGUAUGAGAUUUGCAUGCGAAAUGGGUUGCUCUUUGUGGAGUAGUCAAAUGUAUGGUUUUUGAACAAGACCCAACAAGGACGUCCACAUGGACAUGGCAUGAAAGGCAAGCUGCCGUGGGAGGCAGCACAGAUAACCCGGCGGUAUUGUUUCAACUUGGCUUAAGCGGAAUUUUCUCAACGCAAGUGGGCGUAAAGGCGAGCACCUGAGUCUGCCAAGACGCUAAACCCGAUAAGCAAUGUCCUCCACCCACAAACGAAAAAGCUGACCUCUAGAGCACCCAGUCCUUUCUACGAAGCAAAAAACCACAAUCACCACCAGCGCAAGAAAUUGCUGACAAAACUCACUUGAGGACUCCAAUUCACUUGGACGAAUCGUCAAGGCAAUCAACGCGCUUCCUAUAGUUUUACACUUAUUCGUAACAAUGUCGGACACCGAACUUGUCGAGAGCGGUGCAGGCUCGCAAAUCCUACCGAAGGACGUUGUUGCUGAGAUUGGUGAGACCAAGCUCUUCAACAAGUGGUCCUAUGAUGGCGUUGAGAUCCGUGACAUCUCGCUGACGGACUACAUCCAAAUCCGCACACCUGUCUAUAUCUCCCAUUCCGCCGGUCGAUAUGCAGUCAAGCGUUUCCGCAAGGCGCAGUGCCCAAUCAUUGAGCGUCUUACCAACUCCCUCAUGAUGAACGGUCGCAAUAACGGCAAGAAGCUUAUGGCCGUUCGAAUCGUUGCACACGCCUUCGAGAUCAUCCACAUCAUGACAGAUCAGAACCCCAUCCAGGUCGCUGUUGAUGCCAUUGUCAACUGCGGUCCGCGAGAAGACAGCACUCGUAUUGGUUCCGCAGGUACCGUUCGUCGCCAGGCUGUCGACGUUUCUCCUCUCCGCCGAGUCAAUCAAGCCAUUGCUCUUCUCACUAUUGGUGCUCGUGAAGCUUCUUUCCGUAACGUCAAGAGCAUCGCUGAGUGCUUGGCUGAAGAGCUAAUCAACGCUGCAAAAGGAAGCAGCAAUUCUUACGCGAUUAAGAAGAAGGAUGAGUUGGAGCGUGUUGCCAAGUCUAACCGAUAAGUGGCCUUCGCGCUAUAUUGCAUACUGGGGUUUUGGGGUGGGAUAUGGUACAUGGACAGGCAUGGCGUAUCUUCUAGGAAGUUGAGGAAUUCCUUCGACCAACUCAAGCUUUGCAUUAGAAUUACCAGGAGCCUAGCUCCGACAUGAGCAAAAAAAUUGUCGCCGUCAUUACAAACAUGCACCCGAAUAUUUUUCAUUUCUCCAAUCUCAUUUGGAUAAUUGCUGGCUAGGAAUGCAUUCUUGACAUCGGCGCAGGCCGAGAAUGGGAAGCACAAUAUUCAUUCCUAGAAGCGUACAGCCUCAUAGUCGAUGCAAGCCAUUGUCGUUGUACAAGAACCAAACCCGUCCGUUAGCUCUUCGUCGGGAGCGAUGGCGGUAGAAUAUACUUGGCGAAUGGCUAUUCCGAGUUGUGAGCGGAGGCUGUCUCCAGUUAGAACUGUCUGGUCGACACGUAAUAUGUGCCAACUGAUCGAUUUUCUCCAUUGGUCAGCAAAAUAUUUCAAGGAAAUGUUGCCGUGGCAGUAGGGCAAAAGAGAGAGAGAGAGAGAGGUAUUGUAAGGCGAGACUUCUAAAGCCUGUCACUGAUGGGAGCUUCGCUGUUAUCUAUCCAUUCAGUCCAUAUACGGCAAGAAAAGUGGAUGGAUAAACCAACACAUUGGAAUCACUCCAUCACGAAUCACCAUCCCAAAUACCCAGAGAGUCAACGAACAUCUGGCGAAGAGAUAGGGGUCAAAAACAAGUGUAACAAAUGUGUUAGUACUCCCGACGGGCUUCUAGGGAAAAGACUGUACGUCAUCUGCAUCAUACUUCGUCAAUGGCUCAUUCGCACGUAGAAUUGUCACUCUUGGCCAGCUUGAGAAAUGAAAAGUUGCUGCAGCACAGCAUUGGA